UUCAACCAAUACAUAACCUCAAACGAUUUGAAAAAACAAACCUGGUUAGCAAUGGCCAUCAACAGUCGUCUAGUGUCUACUAUUGAGAAACAGAUGAUCUACUCAUACGAUCUGCAGAAGAGAGCUUUGGAAAAAUACGUGAUUGAGUCCAGAGGCGAAGGCUACUACUACAACAGACUGGCUGGGAAUGUUUGGAAAUAUUCUAACACCAUAUCUUCUACGUCAUCAGACAAUCCUGCAGACGCAGACUGUGUUACCGAGGCUUAUUCUGCGUUGUACAAGUCCCUUGAUGUUGGGGCAUCCGAAGCAUUAGCGUGUGACGCUGAGAUCGUGAACAACACCAAAUUUCUCCUCGCUCGCGCAAACAACUACUUUUCCCAAAUUAACAAAAUCCUCCCUUACACAGGGAAUGUUGCCAUCCUCACCUGCUUCAGCAAAGGUUACAUCUACGCUGAACAGACGAUCUACAACUGCUUCAACGUAGAGUUGAACAGCUACAAACUCAACAUCACAGAGUUGAAUUCAACAAUAGUCAAUGACAUCGGGAUACUGCAAGGGUACGAGGCUAGUUUUUAUAGCAACUAUUCUAUCCCGUGUGGAGACCAUAUACUUGGUAGAGUGUUUGUUGAGGCUGACAAAACACUGUAUGAACUACAGAGAUGUCUGUAUAUCAACAGAGGCACUAAGUAUGCUGUAACUACACUAGCACCGUACACUACGACAUACGCACCGACUUCACCAACUACUCCAUCUACACCAUCUACUCAAACUACUACAUCUACAUCUACACCUUCUCCAACUUUAGGAUUAUCUUAUACCGGAUAAAUAGAAGAAUAUCUACGGAUAACCUGAAUGCAAAUGAAAAGUGGAGGGGAGAAAUACUUAACAGUAAAACAAUGAUUUUCGUAUAUAAGUAGAAGAGUGGUUAUCAUCAAAACCUAGAUAUUAAAAUACAUUUCUCAGGCUUUCAAAUAAACCUAAA
This is a messenger RNA of Macrosteles quadrilineatus (aster leafhopper), 982 nucleotides long. RefSeq lists its product as uncharacterized. Bases 52 to 825 code for a protein of 257 amino acids. Lineage: Eukaryota; Metazoa; Arthropoda; Insecta; Hemiptera; Cicadellidae. The transcript has 2 exons. The record is from RefSeq and is a predicted model, not a curated record.